Messenger RNA from Branchiostoma floridae (Florida lancelet), 4934 nucleotides. Its product is annotated as general transcription factor 3C polypeptide 1-like. Lineage: Eukaryota; Metazoa; Chordata; Leptocardii; Amphioxiformes; Branchiostomatidae. Gene Ontology annotation, molecular function: DNA binding. Gene Ontology annotation, cellular component: transcription factor TFIIIC complex. Gene Ontology annotation, biological process: 5S class rRNA transcription by RNA polymerase III; transcription initiation at RNA polymerase III promoter. The record is from RefSeq and is a predicted model, not a curated record.
CAUGGACGUUCUUGAAGACUGUCUAGAUGAAGUUGCGCUUGAAGGGCUUGAUGGUAUCACCAUCCCUGCCUUGUGGUUACGGCUGGAAAAAAGAAAGCCAAGUAUGCGCAUGAGUUUGGACGACUUCACCAAGCCCUUUAUUUGGGAAUGUCUGGCCACAAGUGCAGAGAUUCAGUUUUAUGAACUCCCAGAGCCACGCCCACCUCUCGUUAUCAACGACCAGGUUUUGAGGGAUGAGGAGACGGGGUAUUACAUCAGAACUGAGGAGUCAGGAACUUCAGACAUUUACCCCAUUGCCAUGGUAACAGAGUCCACUCUUGGAGAAAGGGGUUCCUGUGCAACCUACAAGGAACGAAGGGACAUAACAGGGGAGAUUCGAGCCGAAGAUGGGGAACUACAAUGUACACUAGCUGAUGCAGUGGAAAGGUGGAACAGUAAGUUGGUGAUGGUGGCGUCCCAGCCCCUCCGUCAGCAGGCGCUGUUUCACGCAGACGUCCUCCCCGAUGCGGAGCUGACAGAUAUCCAGUACUGUAUCCUGGAGCGGCUGGGCAGGGCCAGACAGAAGGGUGAGGUGCAGCAGGACAUCAAGGUGGCGUUUGAUGCCAACUCCAAGUACCUGUUCCACGUCAGGAAGGCUCUACUGAAGUAUGACCUCAUCACCAGACAGAACUUUGCAUACACCACAACAGAAAACCCUCGGCUGAAGAACUCGGUGUUACUUCUGCUGAAACGCUUCCACACGGUACGCAAGUCCAAAAACAUGGUCCUGAUGGACUCGCUCAUGGGCGUCUUACAGAACAAGCCAGACAAGAUGGCCGUCGCUAAUGAUGUCAAGGAUGAGAUGGAGUUGCCUUCCAACACCUUUAAGAAGAUUUACCAAGCCUUGGAGCUCCAGGGUAAGAUCAAGGGAAUCUUCGUGCCUACCAAAGAGAUCUACCCAGAUCCCGACCAUCCCAAGCUGCUGAACAACAAAAGAAUCAGAAAGGUCAUCCUUUGUCUUAAACUCAUCAGGACAGGGGAUGAAGAUGAGGAAGAGGAUGAGGAAGACAAUGGUGACCAAGAGCAGACCCCGUACCCCGUCGUGUUUGAGCGGCCAUUCCUUAACCAGGCAUAUGACUUCAUGUACAGCAGGGGACCCCUUGGGAUCACUCAAAAUGACAUGCGGCUGGCCAUGAGAAUGGGGAGGUAUGAAGCCCGAGCGCUGUGUCGCAGCAUGAGAUGGUCCGGGCUGGCAGUGGAGAUUAUGGAAGACAAGGGCAAGGUCAGGACUACAAGAUAUGUAGCCAAGAGCCUAAUGGAUCAGAACCAACUCAAACAACAAUUAGAGGAGGAACAGUUGAAGAAUGACCGACUCAUGCAGAGAGACAGCAAACAAGAGGACAAAACAGGCCAUCCGAGCUAAUGAGGAAAAGGAAGGGUUUUGUGGCCUGCUGGACAAGAAAAGUGUCUUAAGACUUCUUCAAGACAUGAUCACCCAGGGACAAGUAAAGGUUAUCAAGACGAUUAUUGUCCAGGAUGGCAUUGAAAAACCGGUGGUGUUCUAUGUGGAACCCAACAUUUCCCCUACUGAUGGGAUGGUUAAGAGUGCCAUUGAGCAGAUCAAGUUCAAGAUGGUCAAAUCAAAGGAACCCGAGAAAAAGGAGAAGGAGAACGAGCCAAAGCACACCAUAAAUCUCGAGGCAGACCUGCAGAAGAGUGAAGAAAAUAUAUCAUAUAAACCCAUCAGAAAAGUUGUUGGUGUCUACAACUUCCAGCCCAAAUUUGCUCGCCUAAAGUUGGCUCACCAGUUCCUGUGGUACUUAGUGUAUGUGCACAGGAGUCCCCUUCCAUCAGAUUCUAGUGCUGCAGUUACACAGUCCCAGGAUAAAACAACAACAACAACAUUUGAACAGGCUCACAACCCUGUAACUGGAGAGGUAGUUAGUAAGGAGGCAGAUGUAAUGAGAGUGUCACGAGAAGACUCGACUGAUGACCAAGAAAAUGUGGCACCAAAAGAAUCAAGUAAAGAUCAUUCAAAAGAUGGUAAUCCAACCAGUCAAUCAGAUCUCACAGCUAGCAUGAACUCAGUACAAAACCAAGUGUACAUAGAUGAGUUGUCGUGGAGGAGGUUCAUCCCUCCCAUCCCUGUACAUGGGAACUAUGGCCCUGGCUGGUUCCUGGUCAGUGAUGUCCUGUGUGCCAUCCCACUCAACCUGUUCUGUCAGAUUAUCAAGGUCAUCUGUGAGGUGGAUUCUAUAGGGGACUACUUGAAUGACCCAGAGAAGCAGCACACACUUGUAAGACACCUUCCAAAUAGGAUGAGGCACCAGCUACUAUACAAGAGGAAAUACCUGUACUCAUUCCAUGAGCUAGUGGAGCGACUUUCUGCUAUGGGCCUGGCGAAGAUUGGACCUCGUGGACACAAAGAAAAGGAUCAGAUAUUCAUAUAUCUGAACAAGAAUGCCAGUAUAGUAGACACCACCACCUCCAGCCCUGGCUACUUCAUUGUAAAGAGUGACACAGACUUUGUAACCAGGAGAUUCAAGUUUGAGUCAGAGAGGGAUGUGGAGUCCUACUGGUGUGCCCUGGAGUAUAUCUGCCUCAACACACCAUUGGGUUCCAAUAGGCUGAAAGAACCGUCUGCUCCGCGGGGGCAUUCGGGGUUAGAGACGAUGAAGUCCCGUGCCAAACUCCUGCAGUUUGCAAACCCAGAAGAAGAAAUCGUUGAUAACGGUUCGAUCCCCGGUGAUGGGAUGGGUGCAGGGGGGUUGGACUCAGUGUUCUUCAGUCACUUAAAGAGAAACUGGAAGCUGCCUCCCCUGAGCCAAGGCCCUGAGUACCCAGGCCAGUACGGCAACCCGUCGGCAUUCACAUCGUCUGCAGGGUACGGCAGUCCCAGAAAACCCAGGAGACUUCCCAAGCAGGUCUACUUCAUCAAGAUGCCGUUCAAGAGUCCCGAGAGAAAGGCCCAGUCAUCCAGUGCAGAUGCGCAUUCACCUAGAAAAGGCAAACAGCAGCUGGUUAAGGUGACAAAAGUCCAAGAUUUCACCAAGGACAGAAACAAGAAGGUCAAGGGAGGCAAAGGGCUGAAAAGGAAGAGGGAGAAGAAACCAGAAGCACCCAAGCCAACUAAAGCUAGGAAGAGAAAAGCUUCUAUGUCAGAUGGACCACCAAGGAAGAAAGGUACAUACCAGAGGAUCCAUGACACCAGAGACAAGGCUGCCCUGAGCAGGAUGAAGAAACAGAGAGUGUCCUGGACAUCACAGGAGGAUACCUUGAUCCUCCGAUGCAGAGUGGCCUCAGCACUGCUGAACAAGAAGGUCCAACAGUCGUUUGUUCCAUGGGUGGUGGUGAGAGACCUUCUCCAUGAAUCCUUCCAGGCCUCUGAAGACAAGACAACUUUGUCUGUUGCCCGUCGGUCAACCUACAUCAUGAAGAACUCACAGACGGCCUUGAACUUCAAGAUCGGUCUGGCAGAGGUGCAUCAAGACAAGGAGUUCAUGUCAUGGAUCAGCUCUAUGAAGGGGGACUACACAGACCCAGCAGUGUGUGCAGAAGAGUACAGGACCGUGGUGGAAAAGCUGCAGGACAAGUUCAGGGCCAUGCCUGGAGCCCUGUAUGAUGAGUUACCAGACACCAUGGAGGAGCUGCUGUCCAAGUAUCAGAUCAUGACAGUGGGCCAUCCUCACCACCACCCACAGAGAACCAUCGCCAGUAUAGAAGACAUACACCUACAAGUACUCCGCAACUUUAUCUGGAACUGCCUGGGUGCAUCAGAAAGUGACAAGACCAAGUUUGCUUUCCUGGCCUACAAACUGUUCAACAAGUACCCCAGCAUGUUGUUGGAGAGGGCCUUCCUGUCCAUGAAGAAACAGGGCCUGGUCAACCAGAGCAAAGGGCUGACACCUAAGUCCAAGGUCCGGGCUGUCCCCAUGGCUGCGAUAGGAUACAAGCUGUCAGCAAUAGCUGAGCGCCACUUCCAGCCAGGCAUGCCCACCAGUGUGUUCCCCCAGGCCCAGGAGUUCCUGACCAGACUGAGGCAGGACAGAGCCCUGGGGGCCGAGGGGCAGGGGGUGGAGUACCCCAGCGAGGGGGCAGGGGGACAUACGGCCUGCGUUUUCACACUCAUGGCUACAAAUCAGCUGUCGUACACAGUGGACAUCCCAAAGAACAUUGUUGUGGUCGACAGCUCAAUGGAGACCCCUGUGGAGGCAGCCAAGAAGGCUGGCAGGAAGGAAGGGUCAGAUUCAGAGGGAGACACAGAAAACCUAGGCACAGGUCCAUCCAAGCCACCCACCACUCCAGGUUUCCCACCACCUCCUCAGGUAUCACGCACCAAGGUCCUGGCGGCUCGAAGCGGUGGCGCUGCGCCGGGCGUUCUCAGUCUGAGAAACCUGGAACCCACGGACAACAUCGUUAUCAACUCCUGUAUCGUCACCCUGAAGCUGCCACGCAGGCUGUUCGACAGUGAGGAGCAGUCACCAAGCCAUGAGGAUCAGCUCCAGAUCAGCAACCCGCCCAAGUUCCUGCUGACUGAGAGUGGAGAGGACCCUGCCAACAUCGCCCUCCCCUGGCCACAGUUUGCCUCCAUCUGUAGACAGGAGUUCCAGUACUCAGAUCCUGACAUACAGAGAGUCAAGGAUAUAUAUGACUACAUCGAGGUUGGAGAGGGAUUGGGGGUCAAUCUCAAAGACCUGCAGUCCAUGUUUCAGAAUGCCGUAGAAAAAGGGUCCAAGGUUCAGUACUGAUGACCAUAUCCAUAUGCUGCUCAGAUUUGGAAUGUGCCUAGAAGUUGGCAUCCAUGAGCCACGACUUGUCACAGCAGAGCAUUGUGGGCCGUGGUACAUGCACUCCUCGAGGUUGGUGUCCAUGGCAACCAGCGCACAGACGGAUGCCACGAUGUCACGGCCGGGAACAUCAACGGACGUUUCAGAAACAGUUCCACAGUCAGCUAC